Molecule: messenger RNA, 3717 nt
Organism: Trifolium pratense (red clover)
Lineage: Eukaryota; Viridiplantae; Streptophyta; Magnoliopsida; Fabales; Fabaceae
Exons: 3
Coding region: 1-3717 (1238 amino acids)
Molecular function (GO): nucleic acid binding; RNA-DNA hybrid ribonuclease activity
Source: RefSeq, a predicted model, not a curated record
AUGAAGUGCAUCUAUUGGAAUACAAGGGGUUUGGCUAACUCCCCAACAAGAUUAGCUUUGAAGAGGUUAAUUUCACAACACAAACCUGACAUCAUCUUAUUAGCAGAACCAUGGAUGAAUGUUGUAGACUUGCCUAGAAAAUGGUUAGCUAAUUUACAAUUUAAGCUUUUUGCUAUGAAUAGUAGACGUAAUUUACUUCCUAACUUAUGGUGCAUAUGUAAAUUAAGUAUGGAUCCUGUUUUAAUUGCUUCUGAUGAUCAACAAGUAUCUUUCACAGUUAUUGAGAAUAACACAACUCUAGCUUUUUCUGCAAUUUAUGCCAGCACUAAUUAUUUAUCUAGAAGAAAUCUUUGGAACACGUUGAAUACUCUGCAAACACAGCAUUCAAUUCCAUGGUGUUUUAUAGGGGAUUUUAAUGUGAUUUUGGGAGCUCAUGAGCACAGAGGAAGCUUUAGUCCAGCUAGAUUACCCAUGGAAGAUUUUCAGCAUUGGACUGAUUCAUUUAAUUUAGUUCACUUGCCUACCAGGGGGGCUGAGUUUACCUGGGCCAAUGGUAGACGUGGUAGUAGAUACACUGAAAAAAGGCUUGAUAGAGCCAUAUGCAAUCAAUCUUGGUUAGAUAUUUGUUGUUCUUUAUCUAUUUCAACCCUUACCAAACACAAAUCCGACCAUUAUCCUCUCUUGUUGGAUGUUCAAUUAUCUAAUAUAUCUUUUACUUCUCAGUUUAAGUUUUUGAGGAUGUGGACUCUUCAUGAUGAUUGCAAAAACAUUGUUCAAGAUAGUUGGAACACUAAUGUACUAGGCUGUCCUAUGUUUGUUCUGAGUAAGAAGUUAAAAAUGCUCAAAGACAGGUUGAAAGUAUGGAAUAAGGAAUGUUUUGGUAAUGUUCAUGAUUACGUGAAAGUGUCUGAGCAACAUCUUCAGCAAGUUCAAGAUCAAAUCCAAAAUAAUGGUCACUCAGAUGCACUUCUAGAGGAAGAGAAAGAAGCUCAUAGAUUGUAUGAAGAUGCUCUUACUAGACAAGAAGUCUUCUGGCAAGAAAAAGCAAGGUUGAAUUGGCAUUUGGAGGGAGAUAGAAAUACCAAGUAUUUUUAUAGAAUGGCCAAAAUUAAAACAUCUUCAAAAUUAAUCACCUCUCUGCAAGUUGGAGAGAAUGUCCUCACUGAUCAAUCUCAAAUUGCUGAACAUAUUGUUAACUAUUAUAAAUCUCUUUUUUGUACUAACACUGUUUUGCAAGAACAAUUACUUGCACAGGAGGUCAUUCUAAAUUUGAUAACUGAUGACAUUAAUGCUGUUCUCACAUUGCUUCCCUCUCAUCAAGAAGUUAAAGCUGCAGCCUUUGCUCUUAAUAAAGAUAAUGCUCCUGGACCUGAUGGUUUUGGGCCUUUUUUCUUCCAACAUUUUUGGGAUAUUGUCAAGACUGAUGUUACAAAUGCAGUUCUAGAUUUCUUCAUCACUAGUUGGAUUUUGCCAGGUUUCAACUCAAACAUCAUUGCUCUUUUGCCCAAAACUCCAGAGGCAACUUCUAUUGACCAAUAUAGGCCAAUUGCAAUGGCUAAUUUCAAAUUCAAGAUCAUAUCAAAGAUAAUUGCUGAUAGACUUGCUUCAAUCAUGCCUUCUAUUAUUUCAGAAGAACAAAGGGGUUUCAUACAUGACAGAAACAUCAAAGAUUGUUUGUGCAUUGCUUCUGAAGCUGCUAAUCUCUUGCACAACAAGUCUUGUGGUGGAAAUUUGGCUUUAAAAAUUGAUAUUUCUAAAGCAUUUGACACUUUAGAAUGGUCUUUCAUUCUGAAAGUGUUAAAGUGUUUUGGAUUUAAUAAUGUCUUCUGCAACUGGAUUCAUGUGAUUCUGCAAUCUGCUUUCUUAUCGGUUUCAGUUAAUGGAAGAUCUCAUGAUUACUUCAAUUGUACUAGAGGAGUCAGCAAGGGAGACCCUCUCUCUCCACUUCUCUUUUGUUUGGCAGAGGAUGUGUUAAGUAGAAGUAUCUCCAAGCUGGUAGCUGAUGGAAAGCUUGAUCUUAUCAAGACAACUAGGAAUAUAAUCAACACAUGUAAGUCCACUAUUAUUUCUGGGUCUAUCACUCAAGGCAGGUUAGCUAUUAUUGUUCAGCUGCUUAACUUCAAAAUUGGUACUCUUCCCUUCUAUUAUCUUGGAGUUCCAAUUUUCAAAGGGAAGCCAAAAGUUUGUCAUUUACAACUAAUUGCAGACAAGAUUAAAAUGAAGCUAUCAGCUUGGAAGGCCUCUCUUCUAUCUAUGGCUGGAAGGGUGCAAUUGGUUAGGUCAGUGAUACAAAGCAUGAUGAUGUAUAGUAUAUCCCUCUAUUCUUGGCCUGUUUCUUUGAUCAAAGAAGUGGAGAGAUGUAUCCGGAAUUUUUUGUGGAGUGGAGAUAUUGAAAUGAAAAAACUUGUAACUGUUUCAUGGAAGAAAGUUUGCAGGCCUCUUUCUCAAGGGGGUUUGAAUUUAAGAUCUCUCUCAAGCUUGAAUAAAGCAACAAAUUUGAAACUCUGUUGGAACCUUAUCAAUUCUCAAAAUUCAUGGGCAAAUCUACUAAAAGAUAGAGUCAUCAGGAAAAGGAAUAUUAUCCAUCAUCAUAUCUCUUCUUCCAUCUGGAGUAGUAUAAAAGAAGAGUUUUCAGUAAUCACAGAUAAUACAAUUUGGCUUCUUGGCAAUGGUGAAGAAAUCAAUUUUUGGAAUGAUAACUGGUGUGGUACAAUUCUUGCUGAGCAAUUUAAUGUUCCAGUUCACAUCAGACAGUCUCUUACCUCCACUGUUAGUGAUUACAUCCUCAAUGGCCAAUGGAUUUUCCCCCCUCAGAUGCAUCAACAUUUCAGCAAUCUUGUCUGCAUUGUUCAGCAAGAGACUAUUCCUUCGGAGACUUCUCAAGAUAAGCUUAUAUGGAAACAUUCAGAUACAGGUGACUUACAACUACAAGAAGCUUAUAAUUUUAAGCUGCAGCAGCUUCAAGACCUUGAUUGGGCCAAAGCUAUUUGGAACUCGGAUAUUCCACCAUCUAAAUCCCUUUUAGUUUGGAGGCUCAUGCACAACAAAAUUCCAACAGAUGAGAAUUUAAAGAUUGCAGUCACUGCUGCACUGAUCAAAUUACUCAAUAUUUUAUGGUUUGUUAGAAACCAGGCCAGGUUUAACAACAAAUUUAUUAGUUGGCGUUCUGCUAUCUCAAUGUUAAUUGCUAGUACUUCUUUGUCUGACAACAAUACUAGCAAAGUAUCUUCCAAUUCCGUUAGAGACUUUACUAUACUUAAGCAUUUUAAAGUCACAAUUCAUCAUCCUAGAAUACCCGUGAUCAAAGAAAUUUUAUGGAACCCCCCUCUGCCUACAUGGAUCAAAUGCAAUAUUGAUGGAGCUUCCAAAGGUAAUCCUGGUCUUUCCUCUUGUGGUGGCAUAUUCAGAACCAAUGCCGAACCUUUAGGAAUUUCUACUUCCUAUCAAGCUGAAUUAUGUGGUGCUAUUAGACCUAUAGAAAUUGCCCAUCAGUUCAAUUGGCAUAAUCUGUGGCUAGAGUCAGACUCUGCAUCAGUGGUCUCGGCUGUUAGUAAUGUUGCUGAUACUAUACCUUGGUCAUUAAAAAAUAGAUGGGACAAUGCAAUGGUUCUCUUCAGGCAAAUGAACUGUAUUGUCACUCAUAUAUUCCGAGAAGGAAACCAAGUUGCUGAUACACUUGCUAAUCAAGGUCUUACUUUACAUUCUAUUACUUACUGA